Molecule: messenger RNA, 2510 nt
Organism: Microplitis mediator
Lineage: Eukaryota; Metazoa; Arthropoda; Insecta; Hymenoptera; Braconidae
Product: prion-like-(Q/N-rich) domain-bearing protein 25
Exons: 8
Coding region: 438-2510 (690 amino acids)
Source: RefSeq, a predicted model, not a curated record
CUUUGAAUAAUUCAGUUUAUUUGCAAAUGACUUGCGGUCAUGAUACUGAUUGUAAUGAAUUUAUAAAUCACUCAAUCUGUAGUAAGGAAAAAGUUUGCGCAUGUGCCAUUAAUUAUUAUUCGAUCAAUCAGACAGUAUGUGCACCAAUGUACAAUCAAAGUUGUCAAGACCAUGAACCUUGUGCAAUUAAUAACUCUCUUUGCAUUGAUAAAAAGUGUCGAUGUAAACAUAAUUAUGUUUAUCAAGAAUUCAAAUGCUAUCCAAGUAAAUUGAUUUCAUAAUAUAUUAGUUAACAUGGGUGUGAAAAGAUUAUAUGUAGUUAUAUUUAAUAUUUAAUAGUAUAUUUGGAAGAGCCUUGCGUUGUUUACGAAGAUUGUCAUAAAAUAAAAUUUGGAAUUUGUUCAAAAGAUAAUAAAUGUGUUUGUGAUGAUAAACAUAUGCAGUUUAAUGAAACAUCGUGUGAGCCAAUUAUAGGUGGAUUUUGUUCAAAAGAUGACGAAUGUAAAAUUUCAAACUCACAAUGUAUUAAUAAUCGAUGCGAAUGUGAAGCUUUUUAUUCACCUUUAUACAAUAAACAAUGUUUACCAACUUUGUUAGGAUGGAAUUGCGAAUAUGAUGACGAUUGUAGGAAUUUAUUCAGUGCAAAGUGUUCAAAAAAUAAAAAAUGUAUUUGUCAAUCGAAUCACGUUCCUUUUAAUAACACAAUGUGUGCUCCAUUACUGGGUGAAUAUUGUUGGAAUGAUGAACAAUGUAUAACAAAUAAUUCUGUUUGUGUCAACCAUGCAUGUCAAUGCAAUCACGAUUUUACAGAACAAUCAAACAAUGAAUGUAUUGAUGAGUUUUUAGACGUAUUUUGUGAAAAAAAUCAACAUUGCGAAAGGGCACCGAACGCCAAAUGCUCAGAAAAGAGGAAAAAAUGUUUUUGUAACAGUAGUCAUGUAAAACUGAGUGAAAUAGCUUGUGCACCGUUAUUGGGAGAAUUUUGUGGUUACAAUGACACAUGUGGCGCGAAUGAAUCGACUUGUAUUAAUAACCAAUGUUCAUGCCAACUUAACUAUGUGCGAGAUUCUAAUUAUAAAUGCUUACCUGUCUUAUUGGGACUUGCGUGUAGAGCAGAUCAUGACUGUAGUAAAAUAAAAUAUGCGAAAUGUUCUGACGACAAUAAGUGCAUUUGCAAAUCGAAUUAUCUACAGUUAACCAGUAAAACAUGUGCAGCGCUUAUUGGAGAAUAUUGUGUGGAAAGUAGUGAUUGUCAUCCCAUGUACUCUCGUUGUUUUCGUAGAGUAUGUCGAUGCGCGGAUGGCUUCGUUCGGCAAUCUAAUAACCGAUGUUUGUCAAGUUAUCUUAAGAUAUACUGUGGUAAUAAUAACGACUGUGGUCAUGUGAUGCAUUCAAUAUGCUCGGAGAAUAACGAAUGUGUUUGUAUUGAAAAUCACAUUGCAUUAAAUGAGACAACGUGUUCACCUUUGUUAAAUGAACCAUGUUUGAACAAUGAAGGAUGUGCAACAUCUAAUGCUGUUUGCGUUGACAAUAAAUGUCAAUGUAAACGUAAUUAUUUACAUCAGUCUGAUAAUUAUUGCAUACCAGAGCGUUUGAAGGGUACCUGCGAUUGUAAUUUAGAUUGUAAGGCUAUAAAACAUGCAAAAUGUUCGAUAGAUAAAAAAUGUGUUUGCAAAGAAAAUUAUGUUUCAAUUAAUGAAACAACAUGUGAACCAAUAAAAUACCAUUUUUGUCCGGCAAAAAAACAAUGCUAUGCCAAAUCAAAUUAUUGCCGUCAAAAUAACGAUUGUGACGAUUCAGAGCGUAGAUAUUGUUCAGAAAACCAAACAUGUAUCUGUAAACCAACUUACAUAGAAUUGAAUGAAAUUUGUCAACCCAUUAUAGGUGGUUACUGUUCAAAAAAUGAAGAUUGCCUUCCAGAUAAUACUUUUUGUUUUUUUAACGUAUGUCUAUGCAACUAUAGUUUUAUAGCUCGAUCCAGUGAUGAAUGUAUACCAGUUUCAUUGGGAAUGCCAUGUGAAUCAGAUGCAGACUGUAAAUUUAUAAAAAACGCAAAAUGUUCAAAUGGUAAAAUAUGUAUAUGCAUUGGAAAUAGUAUAUCACUAGAUGAAUUUACAUGCACUGUAGUUAUCAGAGGAUCAUGUUUAAACGAUGAUCAGUGUUAUAUUGCACAUUCGAAUUGUGUAAAUAAUAUAUGUCAAUGCAAACCCGAAUAUUUAUCAGCGUCUGAUAUCCAGUGUGUAAAAACGUCAUUGCUAGCCGAUUGCUCUGUACGUUCAGAUUGUAGAGAUGCAUUACGCAUGGAUUGCUCAAAUGAUAACAAGUGUGUCUGCAAACCAAACCAUAUCACAUUGUUGAAUCAAUCUUGCGUACCGUUUUUAGGUGGAUUCUGUUGGCUAGAAGAUCAAUGCGUCAUAAAAAAUUCUGAUUGUAUAGGUAAUAGUUGUGAGUGUAAGCCAGGAUAUGUUAAAGUAUCGAUUAAUUCGUGUGUGCAACCCCUGGAUUAUUGA